CAACACAUAAGGAUGGCUCUUUUCAUGGCUAAUCAUGUCACAUAUUGAUUGCUUUUGGUCCAUUAUUAAGUCUUUCAUUCUUUUUGCCUUCUCUUAUUUAUAAGACUGUUAGGCUAGCAGUGCUAAAUUAGGCUACUAGCAGUGUUAAGCCAGAUGAGCGGGGCUGUGAUUGGCUGACUGUGAUGAUGGGUUUGCCGCGGGGCAGUAUCUUCUGCUCCAAAAAACCUGUUCUGUGCUGCUGAGUUCUGAUUGGCCGCCGCUGGUCACGUGGAUGGUCGAGUAUUGUCUAGCAGACAAAAAAAAAGUCAACACUAUACGACGUUUUGAGAAGUCAACGAGGAUCCACUUCCCAGGAAGAUGUCCUUGUUAUUUUGAAGCAGUGGACUUUUUGGAUUAUUGAACUCUUGGCAGAGAACGUCGCGGCAAGGCAUUCAAAAGUGAUGGAGCGGUGUGAGUCAGUCAGCAGUGUCAGCGACUCGUCCAUGUCAAUCAACAUGACAACUGUCACUCUGGACAUGGAGAAGUAUCACUUCCUGGGCGUCAACAUUGUCGCUCAAGACAACGGUGAUGGCGCUGUGUACAUCGGGUCCAUCAUGGACGGCGGUGCCGUGGCCGCCGAUGGACGCAUCGAUCCAGGUGACAUGUUGCUACAGGUGAAUGACAUCAACCUGGAGAACGCCACCAAUGAGCACGCCGUACAGGUCCUCCGAGAUGUCGUCCGUCAACCUGGUACGGUGACAUUAACGGUGGUCAAGUGUUGGAACGUGAAGCCUCCAAGCGUUUUCAGGCCGCCAAAAGGUGAGCCGGUCCGUCCCAUUGACCCCGCCUCCUGGGUGUCUCACACAACUGCCAUGGCAGGGAAGCUCCUCCCCUAUUACGGUGAAGACGAGCAGCUGAGCGUCCAUAGCGACAUGGCGGCUGUCGUCAUGGCGAUGAUGAAUGCAGACUCGGGGCUGGAGGUUCGGGACAGGAUGUGGCUCAAGAUCAUCAUCCCCAACGCGUUCAUUGGUUCUGAUGUGGUCCACUGGCUGCACCGGAACCUCCAAGGCUUCACAGACCGCCGUGAGGCUCGCAGGUACGCCGCAAAGCUGCUGAAGCGCGGCUACAUCCGCCACGCCUUCAACAAGGUCACCUUCUCGGAGCAGCGCUACUACGUCCUCGGAGAUCUGGCCAUGACUGCGCUGCUGGACCGACAUGAGGACGCCUACCUGUGGCCCCUCCCCCAGUCGGCUAUGGAAGGAAGCCACAGCAGCAGCAAGGAGGCAGACGACUAAACAGGAAGUUGGUGUGACAAAGACCUGGAGGUCGUUUUUAUCCAAUCAGAGCUCUCCGCCUCCCGUCAGCCCUCCCAUUGGACCACACAGGGACCAGUACGACCACAUGGCGACCAGUGUGAUGACUGAAUUCAUACUAAUGAAGCUACUACUAGCACUAGCACUUUGUCCUACUGACUCCUUGUCACAUGUUAUUGAUGCACUCUGGUUUGUUAUUGUUUGUUACCAACUCAACCUCUUUGAACCUGAUGAAGAAACAUUUC
Molecule: messenger RNA, 1537 nt
Organism: Doryrhamphus excisus (bluestripe pipefish)
Lineage: Eukaryota; Metazoa; Chordata; Actinopteri; Syngnathiformes; Syngnathidae
Gene: dvl3b
Product: dishevelled segment polarity protein 3b
Biological process (GO): canonical Wnt signaling pathway; intracellular signal transduction
Cellular component (GO): cytosol
Molecular function (GO): frizzled binding
Source: RefSeq, a predicted model, not a curated record